Messenger RNA from Exophiala aquamarina CBS 119918, 2535 nucleotides. RefSeq lists its product as uncharacterized. Lineage: Eukaryota; Fungi; Ascomycota; Eurotiomycetes; Chaetothyriales; Herpotrichiellaceae. The record is from RefSeq and is a predicted model, not a curated record. The transcript has 3 exons. Bases 1 to 2535 code for a protein of 844 amino acids.
AUGAUUAGCCUGAUCACGGCCUAUCGAGACUCGUCCAAGUUAGUACAACGUCUCAGAGACAAGCAGAAGAAUACAGAGGAGUUCAUCCUCCCAGAGGAUCUGACCAAAGAGUUCGACGACUCCUUGACACUGGGAUGUGCGGCUGUCCAGAGCCAGUACGAUCACGAUGUCCGGCGAUUCGGUGAGACAUAUGCGCGUGGAGACGCUGUCGCUCGAGAGCAAAUGAAGGACAUCCUAAUUGCCCUCCAACACGCAGUCAUUUCCCACCUACGAGAAGUCUUCAUGGACGAGGCUUCCCUUAAUUUACACACUUUGAAGGAGACUUCAGAUGACUGUCGAGUCAAUGCCACAGUAUGUCUCGGUCAGUUGUAUCAACGCAUGUCCACGGCCACUGCUGCCGUCAAACAGAUUCAUCGACCAUACAUCGAUGAGCCUGAUAAAGUCCACCUUCCCGGUUCUUUGGCGUACUCGAGUAGUCGAAGUACCCAUUCUUCCUUUGGAGGUAGUCCAUUUGAUGCCCAGUCCGCCACCUCAUACACCACUUACAGCUCAAGGACGGCCAUUGGACAUGAUCGGAAAACAUCCAAUGGGCUCGCUCCACAAAGGAGAAUCUCUAUGAAUUCAGCAGUCUCAUAUUCUAGUGAGAGAGAUAGAGAUCGACCCCAAAGCAGAACACCAGGAGAAGAUAACGUCCCGGCCCUUCCAUUCCCCAUGCAGAGGCAAACCAGCCAGGGCCCUCCAGAUAGUGCUUCUACAGGCACGGGCCGAUUCCCUUCAAAUCUUGAUUUGGAAACGUCCUCGAACCCAGCAUCACCCCCGCCCUACGUCGCAAAUUCCUUCAUUCAUACAACAGACGACAAGGGACAGAAGUUCCCUCUGGGUUCAAGCUUCUAUGAACCACCAAUGGCAGAAGUGCCUGGCAAUACAACCCAAACCCCUCUUCCCCAGCAGGAUCCCACUCUAGCACAGGUCCCGAAUUUCUCUCGUACAAUACCCAUCCAUGAACUGGAUGAUAAUUCAACAGUGGUACCAUCCUCUCAAUCUCCAGAGCAGGAUUCCUCAGUUGGGAGUCCUCGAAGUAUGCAAAGCCAACCACCGCCUCUCAAUCCCGAAUACAAUACACUGGAAUACGUUGCAGCGCUGGAAUUGCGCAGCCGACCUCCUGCUGCUCUAGCAGCGUCUGUGGAAUAUCAACAGUAUAUGCAUUCCAUGAAUACGCAGCCCCAACUGCGGCCACAGCCUCUUUUCAGUCAAGGCGCCGCACAUCAGCGGCAAAUGAUGGCUCAAGUACAGCGGCCAUUAUACAGUCCGCCGCCAAUGCAAAGCCCCUCUUUGAAUGGCCAAUAUCCCCCGGGUCCUCAGUACUAUAACCACCCGUUGCAACCAAGCAUGAAUCAGGCAGUCGCGGCUCCAGCUCACUUUUCUCAACCGUAUCAACACCUUUCUUCAACACAUCAAGCUCGACCUGCUCGUCUUCAAGCAGGUAUUGAGCCAAGUUCAACAACCGCAAGUGCAGCGGUUGACCCUCUCUUUCAAGCUAAGGUCCCAUCAGUCUCAGCCAGCUCGAGACCACUAUCUAUACGAUCAACAGGAUCCACCGGCUCCAAGCUUGCCUCGUUCGCUUUGCGAAAGGCUCUCCCACCAGGUAUCGCCGAAGCCAUGAACAAAUCUGCACCCUCACCACUUGAAGAAAAAGCUCAGCCUCGCUACGUCAAACCCAAGACCCUAGACAUCGUCCCAAGCAACCGAUCCAGCCCCAUGAACAGCCCAACAUCGCCCAUCGCACAGCACAUGGACGCGCUCUGUACGGACGACAAACCACGACCUCCAUCCUCAAGCGCGCCGUCGCUAGAAUCCACGAUGCGUGCAGCGGCACCUUCGCCCGCGAUGCAAAUCGCGCGAUCCGAACUCAACCUGCCCAGCGAAGCCAACCUAGCCGGGUUCUGCAAGGGCGCCGUGCGGCAACAGCUGGGCAGCCGCAAGAAGGGAUUCGGCGUAGAAUCCAAGAAAGGCGGAAAAGAGUUCGUGAUCAAAUGCACGAAAUGCAACUUCGAGGGCCCCGCGGUCGUCUCCGCGGCACUACCGAGCGGCGGACGCGGCGCUGUUAAGAGAGAGAAGACCAUGGACAUCAAGGUCCGCGUCUCGGCUGGUGGCAUUCGGUAUCGUUGGGCGUUCCUCGCUAAGAGCCAUGUCAUGAAUAAGGUUGGGGUCAGCGACGCCUCGAAUAGCAACUGCGUCUACGCCUGCUAUUUCUGCUGCGCCGAGGGCGCCGCGAAGGGCUGGUUGGAUGAGGACCGCGGUAGUGCUGUCAAUGCCCAACUCGCCACACUCGGCGCGUUUGGUGGUAAUAAACCGACUACGGCGACCCAUGUGACGCCCACAUUUAAUGGGCUGAAGGAUUUCAUGGCCCAUCUCGAGACUCACCGUGCCCUAAGGAGGUUGCCAGGUCUCAUUGCUGCGAAUGAGAUGAAUUGCAUUGUUGGGAGGCUCGCUCUCGAUACAGAGGACUUUGAUCUUAACUUGCCGCCUUUAUAG